Lactuca virosa is the source of this 573-nucleotide messenger RNA. NCBI's taxonomy places the organism in Eukaryota, Viridiplantae, Streptophyta, Magnoliopsida, Asterales, Asteraceae. The record is from the annotation of a GenBank genome assembly.
AUGACAGCAGUGAUUUGGAACGAAGGAGCAAUCUUGAUUGAUAAUUUGGAGAUUAGUGGCAUCGACACCAUAUCUAACGCCACCGCUAGUGGUGAAGCAGCAGUUGCAAUAGCCGAAUUUAAGAUCGCAAUAAACGCUUACUUGAAAUCACUUGUAGCGUCUUCUGUUCGCUCGUUAACGGAUAUAAUCGCAUUCAAUAACAAAUUUUCCGAUUUGGAAAAGAUUAAGAAUCUUGGGCAAGAUAUAUUUUUGGCAGCCGAAGGGACAAAUGGGAUCGGAGAUUUGGAGAAGGCAGCAAUUGCAAACAUGGCGAGGCUUACGAGAGAGGGAUACGAGAAGAUGAUGGCGGAGAACCGCCUAGACGCGGUGGUGACUCCACGUGCUGAUAUUUCUCCGGUGUUGGCAAUUGGUGGUUUUCCGGCGAUCAGUGUUCCGGCUGCGUAUGACAACAAGGGUGUUCCUGUAGGUAUUUGUUUCAGUGGAUUGAAGGGGUCUGAACCUACAUUGAUUGAAAUCAGUUAUGGAUUCGAACAAGCAACAAAUGUCAGAAAGAUUCCGACGUUUUUGCCUUGA